AGCCGAGGAGAUCCAAAUUCCAAACGUGUAAAUAGCGAGCAACGACGAUUUUACCUGCUCGCUCUCUCUCUCUCUCUCACUCUCUCUCUCUUUCUCAUAUUCUACACGUAGAGAGACUCAUCUGAGAAACAACGUUAAAAAACAGACACAUUUUCAGGUUGAUUCUUUCGACAAUUCAGUUUCUGAUAACGUCAAAGCCCAUCUCUGAUUUUUGAAUUUUUUUGAUGUUCCCGAUAUUUGGGAUUUUUCGCAAUCGGCUAGAAUUCUCGGUUCUUCAAUUUGGGUCCGAAAAUUUUAUUUCCCUUUUGUGAAUUCAGAGAGAAAUGAAGGCGAUGAGGACCGUACAGGAUUUGAUCGAGGAGGCUAAGCUUCGAACGGUUUGGUGGGCUUUGUGUAUCUUCGCCGUUUCAUACUUCAUGACCCAUACGAGUAAAUCAAUGUGGAUGAAUAUACCCAUAUCUAUUCUGUUUGUUUCUGCACUUCGCAUUCUUUUAAAUGAAGUAGAGUUCCGCUGGAAGGUUCGAUCAGUCCAUCCACCAACAUAUUUGUCUCAUUUGGAGAAGAAACAGUUGUCAGUAAAUGAUUCACGCCUUUCUACUAUGCCUCCCCCUCCAAAAUGGAAAAGGAAAAUUGAUUCUCCUGUUGUUGAGGCUGCAAUGAGUGAUUUUAUUGAUAAAAUUUUGAAGGAUUUUGUUGUAGAUCUGUGGUAUUCAGAAAUUACCCCAGACAGGGAGUUUCCUGAGCAGAUACGUGCUAUAAUCAUGGAUGCUCUUGGUGAAAUCUCGGGAAGGGUUAAAGAGUUAAACCUUGUUGACUUGCUCACAAGGGACAUAGUUGAUUUAAUAGGGAAUCACUUGGACCUCUUCAGAAGAAACCAAGCUGCUAUAGGUGUUGAAGUUAUGGCAAUGCUUUCUUCUGAGGAGAGAGAUGAAAGAUUGAAACACCAUCUUAUGGCUUCUAAGGAGCUUCAUCCUGCGUUGAUAUCUCCUGAGAGUGAGUACAAGGUUCUUCAACGGCUAAUAGGUGGAGUGUUAGCUGUGGUACUCAGACCACGAGAAGCUCAAUCUCCUUUGAUUAGAUCCAUUGCUCGAGAACUUGUAACUUGCUUGGUUGUGCAACCAGUUAUGAAUUUUGCAAGCCCUGGGUACAUCAACGAGUUGAUUGAAUACAUUUUGCUUGCCCUUAACGAUGACAGCCUUAAAGGGGUAGGUAAUUAUGAGUCGACUAAUGUGGUGGCUCAUCCCCUUGAUCAUCCUCUUGCUGCAGGGGCUGUACGUGAUGAUGUUACUGCCUCAAGGAAAUAUUCAUCCUUUUCUCAAGGGACUGAUAUGAAAUCAGAUAAAAUUAACAAUCAGAGAGAAAUAACCCUGGAUUAUAACACAGAAGUGCCUAUGAACCAGUCUGCUGAUUGGGCACGAGUGCUGAAUGCUGUGACCCAGAGGAGAACUGAAGUUCUUACUCCUGAAAAUCUCGAGAACUUGUGGACAAAAGGAAGAAAUUAUAAAAAGAAAGAACUGAAGAAAAUCAAAGCAGGGCUUCAAGAUCCUAUAACAAAGGGUUCUGGAACAAAAAAUGCUAUACCUAAUAAAGAUCUGGGAAAGGAAACUUUAACCAACAUGCCUGAAAUAUAUGUAGGAAUAGAUCAGAGAGCUGUAAAGCAGCUAACACAUGGACUAGGUAUUGAUGUUCUAUCAAGUGAUGGGAACAAAACUGGGAAACAGUUCUUUCAGGAUCCUAACAAAAAAUUGUCUUUUGAGGGAGGGCAUCCUGUUAAUGAAUUGGAGCAUACUAAUACUCCUGUAGCUGAUGGAAAUAAAGGUUGUCUUAAGAGAUCCAAUAGCACUUCUGCUUUGGUAGUCCAACCUCAUACAGAAAAGACAUUUACAGGAGAACAUGGAGGGUCCAUUAUUUCGGAGUUCUACAGCGCCAAUGUUGGCAGGCAUAAUGAAGAGCAUUAUGGCAGGAGUGCUUCAGACAUGGUGUUUCACAGUGAGGGACAACAAUUUCCCAAGCUUAGGUGCCGGGUUAUGGGAGCAUACUUUGAGAAACUUGGAUCAAAAUCUUUUGCUGUUUAUUCAAUUGCAGUGACAGAUGCAGAAAAUAGGACUUGGUUUGUGAAAAGAAGAUACAGGAAUUUUGAGCGAUUACAUCGGCAUCUUAAAGAUAUUCCUAAUUAUACUUUACAUUUGCCUCCCAAAAGGAUAUUCUCAUCAAGCACAGAGGAUGCUUUUGUUCAUCAGCGCUGCAUUCAGCUUGAUAAAUAUCUGCAAGAUCUCUUGUCAAUAGCUAAUGUUGCUGAACAACAUGAAGUGUGGGAUUUUUUGAGUGCUUCCUCUAAGAAUUACUCUUUCGGGAAAUCUUCCUCAGUGAUGAGAAGCCUGGCAGUCAAUGUUGAUGAUGCGGUGGAUGAUAUUGUGCGUCAGUUCAAAGGGGUUUCAGAUGGCUUAAUUCGUAAAGUUUCUGGUCCAUUACCCACUUAUGAAGCAUCUUCUUCAACAGCAAGCCGAAACUUACCCUUGAAUGCAGAUGAUAUAAAUAGAAAUGUUUCAAGUCAUUAUAGUGUGGGAACUGAAAACAGUUAUUCUGAUAAUGAAGAAGGUGACAAGGAUGAAAAUGAUGGCCAUGAGGAAGUCAAUAGUAGCACCAAUGGGUGGCAUUCAGACAAUGAAUUGAACUCCAAAAGCUUUCCCCCUCGAGUAAUCAAAUGUGGUGAAGAGCCUAGGAACUUGGGUUCGGAGAAGAGACAUGGUUUAAUGGUGAAAUCUGGGAUAGACCAGGGUGGAUUUCCAGCAGCAGAUCUCCUGGUAAUCUCAGAUCACUGGGAGGACCCAGUUGGAAUGCCACCUGAGUGGACUCCGUCUAAUGUUAGUGUUCCUCUGUUGAAUCUAGUUGAUAAGAUAUUUCAGCUCAAGAGAAGAGGCUGGCUAAGAAGACAGGUCUUUUGGAUAUCAAAACAAAUAUUGCAGUUAAUAAUGGAAGAUGCAAUUGAUGACUGGCUCUUGAGGCAGAUUCAUUGGCUCCGGAGAGAUGACGUUAUCGCUCAAGGGAUUCGGUGGGUUCAAGAUGUUCUCUGGCCUGAUGGCACAUUCUUCAUGAAAUUAGGGACUGCUCAGAGUAAUGAUGAUGAUACUGAACCUAAUCAAAAACCUUCUCAAACUACAACUCGAUUUGGUGGCAGUAAGAUCUCUACGUUGGGGGCUUUUGAACAACAGCUUGAGGCUGCUCGCAGAGCAAGUGAGGUCAAGAAAAUGCUAUUUGAUGGAGCUCCAACGGCCUUGGUCAGCUUGAUUGGGCAUAAGCAGUACAGGCGUUGUGCAAGAGACAUUUAUUAUUUCACUCAGUCUACUACUUGUGUGAAGCAACUUGGAUACGCGAUACUAGAAAAAUCACUUGUAUCAGUUUUCCCCGAGCUGAAGAAUCUUGUUCAUGAUGUUCAUGGGAAGAUGAGUAUUCCACAACCUGUAUAGGACGUUAACGGAUACCUUUUACUCUAACCUUGUGGGAGUUGUCUGGUUAUCUUCCCUGUGAUCAUGAAGCUGAAAAAUUGAGAUGUUUUCCAAGGUUGGCAAGAUCAUGUAUUAGGUUACGUGGUGCCAAUAAUUUUUAUCAACAAACUGGAGCCUCGAAUGUUUAAAUAUAUGGGAAAUUCUUUUCUUCUUGGGAAUAUGGGAAGUAACUUUGGAUCUCUCUCAUUUUAACUGUACAAAAACGUAGAAUUAGAGUGUAUAGAAAUCAUCUUUUGUGUACACCUACUGCUCAUUUGAGCUAUUCCCAUUUGGCAGGGAUUUUGUAUUGUCGCAGACACUAGUAUACAAAAUCAUUGAUAUUCUUUUUCAUCACCAUUAUUUCAAAUUUCAAAACAUUAUUAGUUGCACAAA
Messenger RNA from Quercus robur (English oak), 3878 nucleotides. RefSeq lists its product as uncharacterized. The transcript has 15 exons. The record is from RefSeq and is a predicted model, not a curated record. Lineage: Eukaryota; Viridiplantae; Streptophyta; Magnoliopsida; Fagales; Fagaceae. Bases 324 to 3467 code for a protein of 1047 amino acids. Gene Ontology annotation, molecular function: phosphatidylinositol binding.